AUGGCGUCCUCCUCGAAACGGCCCCUUGCCACCUAUGGCAAAGAAGCCCCUCCCACCAAAAAGCCCAAAUUCUCCCUCCGCAACCCCUCCGCCCUCGCCGAAGAACAAGAUGAUGAAGACGACGAAGCCAACGCCGAGCUCGAAGCGGACGUCGUGGGCACCAAUCGGCCACACCUUAAGCGCAACGCCGUGAACAUCGACGGCUUCGACAGCGACUCCGGCGACGAAGCAGCCUUUGACGAGCGAGCCGAUGCGCGGGCUAAAGCAGAGAAGCAGGCGCGGAAGAGCAAGGCCGAGGAGGAUGCAGAUAUGUUCGCUGACCUUGAGGAGGACUUUGCGGAUGACUCGGAUGGUGAUGCGGCGAGCAAGCGCAAGAAGAAAGACGUCCGCUUCCUUGACGGCGAUCAGAUCGAGGGCCAGGUGAAGCAGAGCACCGGCGGCGGGCAUGUAGGCUCGCGUCUGCACCUGACUGACGAGGAAGCUCGGUACAUGGACAAGCAUGGCGUUCUACCUGCUUCCGCUAAACUUAACGACGCCGACGGCGACGGCUCUUCAGAUGAAAGCGAGGUAGAUGACGAGCGUCGUGCCGCUCUGGACGAGGAGAUCGACGAAGAGCUCGGCGCUGGCGCCAAAACGCGGCAUGCACCAAAACUCGACGCGUUCAAUAUGCGUGACGAAAAUCAAGAGGGCGCAUUUGACGAGAGCGGCAACUUCGUACGUAAAGCCGCCGAUAAGGACGCGGUGCACGAUCGCUGGCUGGAGGGCACGUCCAAGAAGGACAUGAAGCGGGCGGCGGAGGCGCAUGAGAAACGGGAAGAAGAGAGGCGUAGGCGAGACCGGGAGGACGAUCAGCGGUCGCCGGCGGAUGUGCUCGGGAGUCUGAUUGGGAGAAUGGAGGUUGGAGAGACUGUACUGGAGGCGCUGGCUCGGCUGGGAAGGUCAAAGACUAAAUCGAAAGCGAAGAAGCAGUCGAAGUGGCAGAAAAGGCAGCAAGCCUCCCACGACGAUGACAACAACGGCGAGGCGAAUGGCCACCACGACGAAAACGAUGCAAAAGCAGAAGAAGCCGAAACGCGUCGCAAGUCUGAUGUCGAGGCCCUCACCGCCGCCGCGGAUUUAAUGCUUACCCGUGGCAUGACCGAUAUCUACGAUACCGAGCGCGAAAUGCUGAUGCGGCAGUACCAGCGAGAGAAUGGUGGGCAGGCGUGGCGGGAUCCUGAGCCCGCGCAUGAGGAGGAAGCUAAUGGCAAGGGCGGGAAUGAGGCGACCGCAACGAAGAUGUGGGAAUAUCGAUGGACGGAUGCGCGAGAUGGCGGGCACAUCAACGGCCCUUACGAUGGUGGGACGAUGCGGCAGUGGAACGAGGCGGGCUAUUUCAAUGGGGCUAUCGAGUUUCGACCCGCCGGAGGCAGUACGUGGAGUGCAGCCGCUGGUUUUGUGUAG
Cyphellophora attinorum is the source of this 1443-nucleotide messenger RNA. RefSeq names its product LIN1-like protein. The coding region runs from base 1 to 1443 and encodes 480 amino acids. Gene Ontology annotation, cellular component: U5 snRNP. The record is from RefSeq and is a predicted model, not a curated record. Gene Ontology annotation, molecular function: protein binding. NCBI's taxonomy places the organism in Eukaryota, Fungi, Ascomycota, Eurotiomycetes, Chaetothyriales, Cyphellophoraceae. The transcript has a single exon.